Molecule: messenger RNA, 1387 nt
Organism: Actinia tenebrosa (Australian red waratah sea anemone)
Lineage: Eukaryota; Metazoa; Cnidaria; Anthozoa; Actiniaria; Actiniidae
Molecular function (GO): oxidoreductase activity
Source: RefSeq, a predicted model, not a curated record
CUUGUCGUGAAGAAAUAUUGAUUUGUCACUGAUUGGAAGGCACUCAGGGAGUCAAGAACUAGAGAAGAUUGUCUGUUGCGCAAGGUCGCCAAAGUCAUAAUGUGGAAGUGGCUUGUUUGCUUGGUGAUUCUUUUUCACUGUGCAGCUUCUGUUGAAGGUGGAAGCUGCGUUCCUGGUCAGAAAAAGUUUGACGAAUGCAAACGAUUAUGCGUCUGUUCUGAAGACGGCACCUUGACUCAAUGUACUCGCAAGAGGAAGGAAUUCACCAGUAUGUCAGACGCAGAACGUAGUCUAUAUAUCCAAACAUUAAAGACUGUCUCAACUAAUGAAAUAUAUAAGAAAGAGUACGACGACCUGAUCACUCUCCACAUAAGGCAUUUCAUGAGUGGAAUUCAUAACAUGAAACACUUUCUCACUUGGCACCGUUGGUACCUUCUACAGUAUGAAAACUUACUAAGAAAGGUAGAUUGCACAGUCACAGUGUCUUAUUGGGACUGGAGUAUUACUUCUGGGGAACCCUGGGGAAGUGAAACCGACGAUCUUUGGUACGCAGGCAGCACUGGUUUUGGAGGAGAUGGUGAUCCAACCAAUAAUUACUGUGUAAGCGAUGGUCCUUUUGCUGAAGGCUCAUGGCAACUUGUUCCUGCUGCAAACCCUGGUUGCCAGAGAAGAAGCUUUUAUGGCAAUCCUCCUGACAGUGUUGCUGUUGCUGAACUUCUAGACAUCACUGCAGGAAAUUUUACAGAUUUUGAAGUGUCUUUGAGAAUUAACUUUCAUGAUACUGUUCACUGUUUGAUUGGUGGAACGAUGUGCUCACUUGAUUCAUCUUGUGCUCCUGAAUUCAUCCUACAUCAUGCCUUUAUUGACAAGAUCUGGGCAGACUGGCAGGAAAAGAGCCAUGAACACAAGACAGUGUAUUUCAGCUCGAUCACCGAUCCUCUCCCAGCGACCUAUGGUGUGAUGCCUUUAGAGGUAAUCGACAACAAUGCCUUACCAGGUGGUGUAAGAGUGGAUUAUCUUGAUGUCAACGACACUGAAACUGAAACUUUUGUAAAAAGAAUAAGAAAACUCAAACCAGAGCGGCUACAGGAGAUACCUCGUCCCGAUUUUGACGCCAUCAACGAGGAAUCCCUGAAGCUUUUCCAUGUGAGUGUGGACGAGGUUGAACGAGCAAAACGAAAAGAAAAGAGAUUCAGACCAAAGAUCAAGAAAGACAGAAAUACGCUGACAACCCGCAAGGGAAAGAGGAUUGGCCUCGAAGAACCCGACUUGGAAAUAGCAGAAAGCGGGCAGGGAAAGUAGAGGAUCAUUUAAAAAUAGAUUGAAAAACAACUCCAAGUAAAAUCGUUAAAUAAAAAGUCAUUAGAAUAAAGAAAUGCCCUUUAAA